AUGUGUCUGAACGUGUUGCUGAAGGUUAUACGAUGUGCUGCACUCUUGCGAGCACAAAUGGCAGGUGAAAGAAUGGCUUGUGAGCUUAAUUUUGCUCAAAUUUUUGCUGUAUUUCAGUUAUUCUUUGCCCAUUAUAAAAAUUCUCAAAUCAUGCUCAUAAUCAGUUUAGAUAGCUUGCCAGCAUCUUUGUCUCUUCACACUAUCAUUUGCUUUUCCAUAUAUUAUGUCAGUGAGCCUCAAUGGAAUCUAGGUAGCUUCAGUAGUCAGGCAAUUAUAUUGCUCCCAGAAAACGCCAACAAAACAAUGCUUAAAACCUGUCCAAAUUUGGACCCUGAUUUCUUUUGGUGUGAUACACUCUAA
Messenger RNA from Phycomyces blakesleeanus NRRL 1555(-), 360 nucleotides. RefSeq lists its product as hypothetical. NCBI's taxonomy places the organism in Eukaryota, Fungi, Mucoromycota, Mucoromycetes, Mucorales, Phycomycetaceae. The record is from RefSeq and is a predicted model, not a curated record. The coding region runs from base 1 to 360 and encodes 119 amino acids. The transcript is spliced from 4 exons.